AUGUAAAAAAAAUUUAACUAAUUUGGUAAUGAGAGUAAGGAUAGUACGAUGAAUCUUUUUAGAGUUCGACCAUAAUUCUUAACUCAUGUGUCUCCUGUGGCUGUUGAAGAGGCUCAUAAAAAUUUCUUUAGUGGAUCAAAGGAACUAUUAGAUAAAAUACCAGAUCAUGAAAAAGGACCUAGACAGGAUUCUAAAGGGAAUAUUGUCAAGUAUACAGUUGUGGGAAGUGUGCAAUAGUUUUUGGCUGAAAAAUCAAGAAGUUAAUAAUAAUAUAGAAAACCUGCGUAGAUAAGGGUUACUGCAAAUUCUCAAGCAACUCCUUCUACUCUGCAAUAAAAUGACUAAUCAGAAAGAAUGGUUUUCAGUUCAAAAGGUAUUUGUUCUCAUUUAUAGUGGCAUAGAAUAAUCUAGUAAGGAUAUCUAAUAAAAAAAAAAUAAAGUUAAAACUAAAGAAUUUUAGGAAGUAAUUUUAAAUGAUGAUCAAGUUUAAGAACAUAUUCUAUAGAUCUAAUAGAGGAUUGAAAGGAAUAAAAUAGAAGUAUUUAUGAUUAAUUAUAAAAAUUAAGAAUGAAAAAAAAACGAGAUAAUUGUAAAGUAGAAUGUCAAAAGGGGAAUCCUUGAAAAUGAGUCAGUGUGAAAGAGUGAUUGAAACAUUCGAUUAGGUUCAAUAAGAUUGGGACUUGACAAAAAUUAAAUUAGAAUCAAAAAUGCAAAGAUUACCAGGUCAAUCACUUCUGGAUAGAAUAGAAUAACAUAGGAUAAAGGAAGAAAUGAAACGGUUACUUGAUGCUUUGACACCAAUAGAAGUGAAACAAGGAAAUUAAUUUUGGGUAUUUUCACUCAAUAAAGUAAAUAGCGACUAGGAUUAAGAAAAAAGGACUCAAAUAUUAAACCCAAGACUUUUGUAGAUUUAUUUGAAAAAAAUUACUAGGUCUAUGGCAAUCCUAAAUCUCCAUAAGUCGAAAUUGUUAGGAGGUCUUCCUUAAGUUAACUUGAUUUUAAACCUUUUAGCACAUUCACUUCUCAAUCUGCUCUUAACAAAAAGCUGUCUGAAAAUUCUGAUCUUAUUUUGAAAUUAAUACCAACCGUCCCUGACGAUGUUGGGAAUCUCGAAAUUGUUGGCAAAAAUGUACUUGAAUAAGAGAUUAUUUAAUUACGAUCUCGAUCUCAUAAAAAUUCGUUUCCUUAUGUAAGAUUCAGCAAUAACUCAAAUUAUGAAAAAUAUAUAAUGAAAGUUCCAGCUAAACCAGAAACAUAAUAGGAUGAAGAAAUAAUAGAGGAAAAUUAUGAUAGAAGGCGUCUAUUGUCUUAGGGGAAACUUUCUGAAAUCCAAGGGUAUUUCUGA
Paramecium octaurelia is the source of this 1345-nucleotide messenger RNA. The record is from the annotation of a GenBank genome assembly. Lineage: Eukaryota; Ciliophora; Oligohymenophorea; Peniculida; Parameciidae.